Prunus armeniaca (apricot) is the source of this 780-nucleotide messenger RNA. The record is from the annotation of a GenBank genome assembly. NCBI's taxonomy places the organism in Eukaryota, Viridiplantae, Streptophyta, Magnoliopsida, Rosales, Rosaceae.
AUGGAGGCUUGUUCUCCUAGAGAUCUUCUUAUUGGCAAAGGUGAUAGGCCUUCAAGGGACCAAUAUCCUAUGAUUGAACAAGAGCAGGCAAACAUGAAGAAUAAACCAUAUGCAUCUCUUGUGGGUAGCUUGAUGUAUGCCCAAGUUUGUACUAGGCCAAACUUGUCAUUUGCACUUAGUGUAUUAGGAAGGUUUCAAGCAAAUCCUGGUGAACCAUAUUGUGUUUUAGCCAAGAAGGUGCUGAGAUAUCUAAAGAAGACUAAAUCCCUUUUGUUAAUGUAUGGUCAUGUUAACAGUUUGGAGCUCACAUGCUAUUCAUAUUCAUAUUUGGCUGGUUGUGUGGAUGAUAGAAAAUCUACAAGUGGAUAUAGUGUUCUUUUGGCUGAAGGUGCAAUUAGCAAAAAGCAAAAUUCUAUAUUUACAUCCACUAUGGAAGCUGAAUUUAUUGGAUGUUUUGAAGCAACCAGGCAAGGAUUAUGGAUCAAGAAUUUUGUAACAGAUAUGAAACUAGUGGCAAAUAUUGACAAGCCUUUGAAGAUCUACUGUGAUAAUAAAGCCGCCAUAUAUUUUGCCAAGAACAACAAACGAACAUCUGCUUCGAGAAUUAUGGAUGUGAAGUAUCUGUCGCUUCAAGAUAAAGUCAAGGAAGGUAUUAUUGAAGUAAAGUACAUAAACACUCACUCCAUGUUAGCUGAAACUUUGACUAAAGCCUUGGUUGUGGGAGUUUUUCAAGAUUUUGUGAUGCAUUUGGGAUUGCAUGAAUCUUUUGACUUGGUUUAA